Messenger RNA from Mollisia scopiformis, 2071 nucleotides. RefSeq lists its product as uncharacterized. The transcript is spliced from 2 exons. The record is from RefSeq and is a predicted model, not a curated record. NCBI's taxonomy places the organism in Eukaryota, Fungi, Ascomycota, Leotiomycetes, Helotiales, Mollisiaceae. Gene Ontology annotation, molecular function: DNA-binding transcription factor activity, RNA polymerase II-specific; DNA binding; zinc ion binding. Bases 83 to 2071 code for a protein of 662 amino acids. Gene Ontology annotation, biological process: DNA-templated transcription; regulation of DNA-templated transcription.
CUGUGAUCUAUCAGCACCAUUAUGAAACCUUGAAUUGACAUCAAGAGAUAGUGUCUUCAAUCCAGAUACGUUUACUCGAGCCAUGAAUACGCCAAGCUCGGCGAGUGAUCGUCCUCCAAAGCGUUUGCGCCUAGGCACCCGAAGCUGUGCUGAGUGCCGGAGACGCAAAGUACGAUGCAUUUUCGGCACUAACAAGGAGAUCUGCAAUGAAUGUGCUUUACACGAUGCUGAAUGUGUACCACAGGGAGGAAAGAAGGUCACAUCGGACCGCCAAGACAAUCAGGAGGUCAACCAAAAGCUCGCGAAUCUCGAGGAAAUGGUUCGUCGGAUAUGCAAUACUAUGGAUUUGAGUAUGGAGUCGUCCAACAUUGGGUCCAGCACCAUUUCCCAUUCUACGACAGAUCCAUUUGCCGAUGCGCCACUUCUCAAUCUCUUCAAAGACGCAAUGCUCAUACAGGAUCUAGAUACUCUACCAAGGAGUGCACUAAAAACUCCGCGUGAUAAUCGAUUCAAAAGCUGCAUGAAAACAUUCAGGCUACUUCUACCCAAUGCAGACGAUCUGAAUACAAUAUUCACUACAUCUCAACUCUUCUGGAAAAUUUGGCAAAAGGGCCAAGGUCUAGUUUUCGACCCGGAUCCUCAGAAUUUCGAUAGUGUUCGCUCAGCUACAUCCUUCAUUCACGGUUCGAUGGAUUCUGACAAUCCCGCUCGAGUCGCGAAAGCCGUCCUAUUCGUAGCAUUCUGCAUACAACAACUCCCAAAUAACGUUGUAAACAAUCAUACGUUCCUUACUGCUGACCCAGAGGCACGGUCAGACUCGUACAUCCUGUUGGCAGACAUGCUUCUCUCGAUUGGCGAAAACUCGAUGCCGACAAUCGACGGACUCGAGUGCUUAGACAUACUAGCGAAGCUGUACAUGAAUAUGGGCAAACCGCGAGAAUCUUGGUUGAGUAUACGACGGGCAAUCAAUCUGGCACUACUGCUUCGACUUCACGGCUCAAAUGGUACAACGAAAGCUAGGGAGCGCAACAUUUGGUCGCAUCUCUGGGCCGGCGAUCGUUAUCUCUCCAUGGUACUAGGUCUACCUUCUGCAACUACCGACUCAUACCCUGGAAUAUCAAGGCCUCUUGCUGGUUCUUCUAUUGCAGAAGGCAUCAUUUACGAAAUAGCCAUCAUGGCAGGGAAGGUCAAUGAGCGGAAUCAGAACAGCGCAACGGCAGACUAUGAGACCACGGUUCAGCUUGAUCAACAAUUGAGAAACUGUCUCCAUCAGAUUCCAUCCGACUGGUGGAAUGCUCAGCCGUCAGCAUCGACGCCGAUAGAAAUGGUGUACGGCCUCCAGGUUCUCAAGCUCCAAUUCUAUAUGCUUCAAAAAGUAAUGCAUCAACCUUACAUGCUGAAAUCAUUCGAAGAUAGCCAAUAUGAGCCAAGCAACUCCGCAGCCUGCGAUGCUUCGAGAGAAAUGAUUUAUGCCUACCAGACGCUACGGAACCACAACCAGAUGGAAUUGAUCAUCUGCGAUCUCAUGGACUUCCAAGUCUUCACCGCAGCGGUGGUGCUAGUCAUCAAGCAUCUUUGGGGCCCGACACCUUGCGCCUUUCGGGAGAAGGGGGACUGGGAAUUAGUCCAAAGCGUCACGGCGAGUUUGAAGAAAGUUGCAAGCAGAAUGGAAUGCAACGUAGCUGGCCAAGCUUUUGAAAUUCUGGAAUACCUGACCACAGCGUACAGCGGCACAUAUUCAGGCCCCGGCCAAUUCGAAGCCGUGAUACCGUACUUUGGGAAAGUCAAGAUCAAUAGGAUUCAGCCGAGGAAUUCUGCGCCUCAGACGGAGCCUUUGGAUUUUCCGACCGAUGGGUUGAUGGAGUUUCCGAGCACCAUUGAUCUCGCUACCAAUUCUUUCGAGCCUUUGUUUUGGAAUGAGUCUGUGGAUUUCUUGUCUGGACCGGAGUUGGGUAUUGAUUGGACGUCGCUGAUUGAUGAGGGCGUGAAUUAUGAUUGGAGUCAGCACUUUGAUCCUACGCAGCUUGGUGGGCCAAUUAUUGGGGAUGGUAGCACGUUUUUGUCAGUCUGA